CCUGAUAGUACAGCAAUACUGGCCACUUGUUAUAAUUAUAACAAACAAACCAAAGUUUGGAAAGCAAUUGAAUCCAUGUCUACCAUACGUGAAGAUUUUAGUCUGGUUUCAAACGAUACAAAAUUGUAUGCAAUCGGCGGCUAUAAUGGUCAAAUAAUUAAUACCGUUGAAGCAUAUGAUAUACAAGCAAAAACAUGGACAUUAGUUUCACCAAUGAAUUUAAUAAGACAUGAAUUUGAUGCAGUUUUAAUUAAUAAUCUAAUCUAUGUUUGCGGUGGAUAUAAUGAUGAAGUAUUAAAAUCGUGUGAAUAUUAUUCAGCAAUCAGUGAUAAAUGGUAUUUUACGACACCUAUGACUAUUGAAAGGGACGGUUUGGCACUGGUAUCACAUGAAGGUGCUGUCUAUGCUAUCGGUGGCUAUAAUAAUCAAAACGGAUAUUUGAAUUCAAUGGAAAUUUUCGAUACAAAAACAAUUCAAUGGACACUUAAGGCAAAUAUGUCAUCAGCAAGAAGUAAUUUUGGUUCAGUGUCAUUUAUGGGCAAAAUAUAUGUUUGCGGCGGUGAAGGUACUAGUGAUGGAAAAUCAUGCGAAACAUAUGAUCCCAAAACAAACAAAUGGCAACCAAUUGCAUCAAUGAAAAAUCAGCGAAAAAAUUUCAAAUUGAUUGCCAUCGAUGACAACUUAUAUGCUUUAGGUGGCUAUUCAGACCAUAAUAAUACAUUUCUCAAUACUAUUGAAAUAUAUGAUUAUUAUUCAAACAAUUGGUCAUUUACGACAUCAUUUCCCAAAUAUGUUUGUUCAUAUGGGGCGACUGUUGCAAUAAUUUAAGUUUGU
Oppia nitens is the source of this 834-nucleotide messenger RNA. Its product is annotated as kelch-like protein 18. Lineage: Eukaryota; Metazoa; Arthropoda; Arachnida; Sarcoptiformes; Oppiidae. Gene Ontology annotation, molecular function: protein binding. The coding region runs from base 76 to 828 and encodes 250 amino acids. The record is from RefSeq and is a predicted model, not a curated record. The transcript has 8 exons.